UUGACGGAUAUUGUAUGUGGAUGGCGUCCACUGCAAAACAAAACAAUGCACAAAUAAAGAAUGCUAGCCUGGACCUACGUGCUGUGAAAGCAGGGACAUUAUGACCAACUGCCGACUUAUUUCCACACCGCUAAACAGUCGACAAUCAUUGUUGAGCAUGAUUUCCGUCUCACUUGUGAAAGUGCUAUGUGGAGCAAGGUUGAAAGCAUAAACACGGUCUGGGCUUAGAGCGAACGCGCGUCAAAGUCCAGUAGUGAGAAGUGGGCUAUCGUCCCUGCUGAUCGACUUCCUUACCCGAGGAGUGAGAGGGAGACGCAACAUCAAUGCAGCCCGUCGAAACGUUUAUAAAAGGCCUCAAUGGCCUGAACCCGCAACAACUCCAGCUACUGAUCGUGUCCUCAGUGGGUGUGGGGCUGCUAACAUGCUACAUGCUAUUGAAGAAGAAGGUCCCAAAGACCAUCCCAGUGGGAGAUGGCUGGUGGGGCCGUGGUCAGAAGCAACUGAGUGAAGACAAGAAGAUAUAUCCCUUUACAGUACAGACUUCAGAAGAUGAAAUCCAGGAUCUUAAACGGCGCAUUGAUCAAACAAGACACACUGAGCCCCUGGAGGAUGGUCGCUUCCACUACGGCUUCAAUUCAGUUUAUAUGAAAAAGGUUGUGUCGUAUUGGAAGAACGAGUUUGAUUGGAAUAAGCAGGUGAACGUGCUGAACAAGUAUCCCCAUUUCAAAACCAACAUAGAAGGGCUGGAUGUGCACUUCAUUCGUGUAUCUCCACAACCACGUGAGGGUCAGAAGGUCUUGCCUCUCGUUAUGGUCCACGGGUGGCCGGGGUCCUUCUUCGAGUUCUACAAGAUCCUUCCCAUGCUCACAGAGAGGCAGGACGAGGUGGUGUUUGAUGUCAUCUGUCCGUCCAUCCCAGGAUACGGAUACUCAGAGGCUCCACAUAAAAGGGGCUUUAACACUAUGGAUGCUGCUAGAAUCUUCCACAAGCUGAUGGAGCGUCUGGGCUUCAGUGAGUUCUAUGUGCAGGGUGGAGACUGGGGCUCGCUCAUCGUCACUAACAUGUCCCAGAUGAAGCCAGAAUGCGUCAAAGGUGUACACUUGAACAUGUUGAGUGAGAUAAAGCAGGGUCUUGGCUUGGUGAUCUCUCUCAUGGUUGGACGCUACCUGCCUUUUCUGGUUGGCUUCACGCGCGAAGAUGUCAGACGGCUCUACCCUUAUGUGGAGAAGAACGUGUAUGAGAUUCUGCGGGAGUCUGGAUAUAUGCAUAUUCAAGCCACUAAGCCAGACACAGCAGGCUGUGGAGUGAAUGACUCCCCCGUGGGAUUGGCUUCCUACAUCCUGGAGAAGUUCUCUACAUGGACUCACAAAGACUAUAGAGAUCUCGAAGAUGGAGGCCUGGAGAAGAAGUAUACUCUAGAUGACCUCCUCACCAACGUGAUGAUCUACUGGACCACUGGAUCCAUUGUCUCCUCCAUGCGAUUCUACAAAGAGAACUUCAGCGGCAAUCCAAUGAACAGAAUAGAUUCCAAGACUGGUAUUUACGUGCCAUUGGGAUUUGCGGCGUUUCCUCAGGAGCUGAUGCACUGCCCUAAGCCCUGGGCUCGCUGGCGCUUCAAGGACAUCCGCUCCUACUCUUACAUGCCCAGCGGGGGACACUUUGCUGCCUUCGAGGAGCCCAAGCUGCUGGCCGAUGACUUUGUGCAGUUUGUGAAAAAGGUGGAAAGCAAAAAGAAGUAAAAUUGCAUACAGUACAUAUUGGCAUUUCUUCAAAUGGCAUUAUAUUGGCAUUGUACUUGUAUUCUUUUCUUCCUUUUUUCAGAAAAAGAAACAUUGUUUUGCUAAUAAGUGGCUCUGUUGUUAAUCUGUGUAAAUUAGCUGCUGUCCAACAAUAUGUUGUUUUUUAAUGACCAGAAUGAAGGCGCUUGUAUUGCAUUUAAUCUGAAAGAGGCAUUUGGGUUUAUUAUUCUCAACUGUCUAUGUAUGAUACUUGAGUGGGACUGGUAUAAGGAAGUCGUAAGCAUUAUACUACCCCUUUCUAACAGGCACAUAUAGACAACAUGGAUGUAGUAGGUAAAAAUAAAACUAUGUUUUGAUGAAGGAGCGCAGGCGGCCUAAAUAAUGAACAUGCGUUCAGCUCAACCCUCUCUGGCCUUAACUUGGUGUUAGAUUACACCAGAAACACCACACACCACAUGUGAAACGUUGAUUAUUAAUCUGUCAUGCACUUUGAACAAAGUGAAUACAUUCACGUUUUAGGACCAAAAGUCAUUUAUUUGAGGUGCUCUUUGGAUGGGAAGACUUAUAUAGAAGAAAAAGAAAAAUCCCAAGGCACUCUAAUUUACCAAGAUCUAAAAAGCCGUUAUUGAAUUGGCUUGGUUAUAAUAGCCCCUUUACACGUUUCGGCACUCUACUGUAGUCUUCAUCAGGGAGUCAAAAAAGACUUGGUGGCUACUAGUACCACAGACGAUUUCACAACAUUAGACUCACAGUAUCUUGGACAGGAUAUAAUAUCAUGGCGAGUGCUUGCUUUAUUUACACAAGAGCUAUAAUUCAGUCAAUCAAUACAUUGUGACUAUUGUUUUCUAUUAUGUAAGAAAAAUAAAGCAGUUCUCCUGAUUCUUCUACA
Molecule: messenger RNA, 2628 nt
Organism: Engraulis encrasicolus (European anchovy)
Lineage: Eukaryota; Metazoa; Chordata; Actinopteri; Clupeiformes; Engraulidae
Gene: ephx5
Product: epoxide hydrolase 5
Exons: 9
Coding region: 324-1739 (471 amino acids)
Biological process (GO): epoxide metabolic process; arachidonate metabolic process
Molecular function (GO): epoxide hydrolase activity
Source: RefSeq, a predicted model, not a curated record